AUGGUCAUAGGAUGCCAGUUAGAUGUGGUGAAGGAUGUUUUGUCUGGGAAGGAUAAUGAGGAAAUGAAAAUUGAGGACAAGACAGGAGCCAGCUCCUCCCAGAACGAGCCCACACCUGCACCUGAGGACACACCCACACCCACACCUGCACCCAAGUCUGCACCCAAGCCUUCACCCACCCCCAGCACCCACUCCAGCACCCACUCCAGCACCCAGCACAGCCCAGGGGAAGGCCCAGGGCAGGCAGCCAAGGGCCGAGGCAGGGGCAGGGGUGUGGCGUGGGGGAGGAGAGUGUGAAGUGUGUGGGUUAGGUUUGUGUGUGGUAUUUUGUCUGGGCUGCUCCAUAUGUGGGAGAGCUCGGUUGGUGUAGAGAUGGAUAGAUAGAUGUGUGUGUGUGUGUGUAUGUGUGUGUGUGUGUGUGUGUGUGUGUGUGUGUGUGUGUGUGUGUGUGUGUGUGUGUGUGUGUGUGUGUGUGUGAGGGAUUUGUACUUCAUUCAAGCAUCUUUUAUUUUCACUACUGCUACUAUCUUGUUCACUACUGGAAGAUUAGUACUAAGAUGUGAUUCUUGUUAUUUUUAAGGGUAUUAUUCCAAUGUUUUUUGUAUGAUUGCAUCUCAUUCCUGUUGUACUUGAGAGAGAGAGAGAGAGAGAGAGAGAGAGAGAGAGAGAGAGAGAGAGAGAGAGAGAGAGAGAGAGAGAGAGAGAGAACAGGCCCCAUUGCACAAACUAAUGAUAAAAAAAACUCACAACCACUCCAAUAAGUAUAAAUAUGUUAGUUUUGUGAGUAGAUUUUGCCAGAAAGGAAAUUUGAAAUACAGGAGUGUGUGGGAGAGGCAAAGGAUAUGUAGGACGGCAGAUUAGUGUGUGAAGGAUGUGUAGGAGAGGCUGAGGAUAUCCUGUACACUGUGUCAGGAUGGUUAAGGGUGAUUUGGAAGGAAGGUAGUGUGUGAAGGAUGCAUUAGGUAGGUUGUGUAGUAGUGGGUACAAUGUGUUAAGAAUGAUAUGUAUGUUACAGGAGAUAAGGAUGUGUAUUUUCACCACAAGUAUGUGUAGAGAUUGGAGUUAAGACAGUAGGAAGGUUUGAUUAAGCUGGACCAUCAUUCCUUGUGUUGUCUUAAUAAAUGUAUGCAAACUGA
Molecule: messenger RNA, 1136 nt
Organism: Scylla paramamosain (green mud crab)
Lineage: Eukaryota; Metazoa; Arthropoda; Malacostraca; Decapoda; Portunidae
Product: protein TonB-like
Exons: 2
Coding region: 1-297 (98 amino acids)
Source: RefSeq, a predicted model, not a curated record